AUGCUUCCCACCAAUCGCCCACCCGACCCAAACCGCUUGUCCGACGUGCGUUCCGCGGACAACACGAACAUGAUGGAAGACUUGGAAGUCCAUCUCCCUUCUCGCCCGGUCACCAAACCCCCUGUGUCUAGCCUUCACAUUCUGCUCACCACGGCGCUUAGCGAACGCGACGAGAAUGGCGCGGUCACGCUCGACGCCAGAUUCGUGGACCUACUGCUGGAACUCUCGGAGAAUAACGAGAGAAUGAUCCGCCGUCUGGAGGCCACCGUCGAUCAGCUUAACGCCAAGGUCGAUGCUAAAGUUGACCCUAUCGCCAAGAAGAUGGCCGAGUUCGAGAAGAUCUUCAAAUCUGGUUCCAAGCCGGCGGCUGUCGCAUCCAAAUCUUUCGCGUCUGUGACUUCAGCAGGCCUUACUGGUUCAAUCCACGCGCCGAACGUGCCGAACACGCGUCCCCCACCCGCUCAGACCAUCGCAUCGCUCAAACCGAAGAGAGUGAUCAUCCACUCGAACCCGGCGAACACCACCCUCAAGGACGUGCCCAAAGGAGCUCUGGUCCAGAGGGCUAAUGAGGCGCUCAUCAAGCUCGACGCAAAAGUUGACGGAGAAUCUGUAGCCAUCCGUGGCGCCAGCAUGCUGCCGUCAGGGGAUGUUUCUUUUUACACCAAGAAUCGGGCCCACCAGAAAUGGUUGAUGACCAACAAGCACGUGUGGUCUAAGGAGGUCCAUCCGGAUCUUGAAGCCACCCCAAGCACAUACUCGGUAAUGGCGCACGGCAUUCCCAAGACGUUCGACAUCAGCAAACAGGCGAAUCUGAACCUCCUUGCUUCCGAGAACAGUUUCCAGGCGUCGGAUUUGACUCGAGUUCGCUGGAUGGGUUCGAACGAACCAUCGGCCAAGAAAGCAGGCUCCUUGGUGCUUUCUUUUGUCAACAAAGAUCUGGCAUACCGCAUUGAGCAGUCUGGCAUAUUUUUGAAUUUCGAUUUCCACCGCACUGAACGCUUCAAGCCCCGUCCCCCCCAGUGCUUCAAGUGCCUGCGAAUGGGACACUUCGGCAAGUGGUGCCGAGAGGAGGCCCGUUGCGCGAGAUGCGCGGGCAAACACCCAACUAACGAGUGCCCUGAUGGCAUCGGAGGAGUCAAGACGUGUGUGUUAUGCACAGCAGGCCUCAAGAACAACAUCCCCGGUGUCAACAGCACUGAACACACCCCCUUCAGCAUGACAUGCCCUUACAAGAAGGCAUGGUUCGACAAGAAGCCCUUACCGUCUCAAUGA
Molecule: messenger RNA, 1272 nt
Organism: Puccinia graminis f. sp. tritici CRL 75-36-700-3
Lineage: Eukaryota; Fungi; Basidiomycota; Pucciniomycetes; Pucciniales; Pucciniaceae
Exons: 1
Coding region: 1-1272 (423 amino acids)
Source: RefSeq, a predicted model, not a curated record